Molecule: messenger RNA, 1513 nt
Organism: Elaeis guineensis (African oil palm)
Lineage: Eukaryota; Viridiplantae; Streptophyta; Magnoliopsida; Arecales; Arecaceae
Product: probable magnesium transporter NIPA6
Biological process (GO): magnesium ion transport
Cellular component (GO): membrane
Molecular function (GO): magnesium ion transmembrane transporter activity
Source: RefSeq, a predicted model, not a curated record
CUCUCUCUCUCUCUCUCUCUCUGUCUCUCUCUAUGUGUGUAUCUGGAAAAGGCGAAGAGAACAGAUCAGGAGAAAGAUAGGGAGAGAUUAGAAGCGGGAUAGAAGGUAAAGAAGGGGAGGGGCAUGGAGUCGAUCGCACGGGUGUCGGACAACACUAAAGGGCUGAUCUUGGCCGCGGUGUCGGGUGCGUUCAUCGGCGCCAGUUUCAUUUUGAAGAAGAAGGGGCUCAAGCGCGCCGGCAGAUUCGGCAUCCCUGCUGGUUUUGGAGGGUAUGCAUACCUAUUAGAGCCUUUGUGGUGGGCUGGCAUGCUAACAAUGAUGAUAGGUGAGGUGGCAAAUUUUGUGGCUUAUGUUUUUGCCCCUGCAGUUCUUGUAACUCCUCUUGGUGCAUUGAGUAUUAUUGUCAGUGCUGUUUUGGCACACUUCAUGCUGAAAGAACGAUUACAGAAACUAGGUGUUUUGGGGUGUGUGUCCUGUAUCGUUGGCUCAGUUGUUAUCAUAAUUCACGCACCUCAGGAGCAUUCUCCGAGUUCUGUAGAAGAAAUUUGGAAUCUAGCUACUCAACCUGCAUUUUUAGUUUACUCUGGAGCUACAUUAUCAAUUGUAUUGGCAUUAGUACUACACUUUGAACCUCGUUAUGGACAGACCAACAUAUUGGUUUACCUUGGCAUCUGCUCUCUAAUGGGCUCACUGACGGUUGUUAGCAUCAAGGCCAUUGGAAUUGCAAUAAAACUUACAUUGGAGGGAAUGAGUCAGAUUGCUUAUCCACAGACAUGGCUAUUUGUCACAGUUGCUGUCGUUUGUGUCAUCGCUCAAUUGAAUUACUUGAACAAGGCACUGGAUACCUUCAAUACAGCAAUUGUCUCCCCAAUUUACUAUGUUAUGUUCACCACUCUCACGAUAGUGGCAAGUGCAAUAAUGUUCAAGGAUUGGUCUGGUCAAGAUGUAAGCGAUAUAGCUUCUGAAUUGUGUGGGUUUAUAACAGUUCUCUCCGGGACAGUCUUAUUGCAUACAGCCAGAGAGCAGGAAAUGGCUCCUGCAGCAGCUUCCAUAUCUUGGUACAUUAAUAGAGGAUCUGCUGAUACAUUGAAGAAUGUUGAAGAGGACCAUUUUGUUAUGUUACUAAGUUCAGAUUCUCCAGAUUAUGUCAAGUGAUUUUGUAUCAAAGAAAUCUACAUGGACCAUAUUCUCGUUGGCACCUGGUGGAAAUAGAGCGGCUACAGUCAUUCCCUUCAGUACUUUAUUCUAUUCUUUCAUGGAGUUGAAGUUGAGAUAAGUUAAUUUUUUUGCGGUUUUGGCGUAGAAGCAGGCAACCUUGUAGAUCAGCGUUGCAGAGGGUACGGUAUAGCCAGCCAGUGAAUAAACUUUUCGGCAAUUUUGCAAGGCAUUUCUUUGUACAUAGUUGUUUGUAAAUUAGACUGUUGUAGUGAAAUACUUUGGUUCAUAAAUUCAAAAAUGCCCAUUUAUAUCACAUUUUCAUGUGGUCACUCAGGCAGGGCAUACUUUUAUUGCA